AUGUUUUCCUGUUUUGGAAGCGAUGGCGACGACCGAGAACGUGAGCCCCUGCUGCCUCAGUACAAUGACGAUACCAGCCGCCAGGCGCGGCUGCACGAGAAGCUGCACAGCUACCAAAUGCUACGAGCCAUCUCCAAAGGAUACAUGCCAUCGACAGAACAGACAAAAGUUCAAUUGAGAACUCUUCUUUCCUCGCAGGCCCUUAAUCCGUCAGAAACCGCUGGUCUGUCCAGUUCCGGGCGCGCGCUCGUCCGCACCACCAAGGAAUGGCUGCAGCUCUUCAUCGAUCUUUUAGACCAGAAAAACUCAAAAGAUCAAAUCCAAGAUUUCAUCUGGUAUCUCACGAGCGCCAGAGUUCACCUUGACGCAAACGGUGCAGGCAGCAUUUUUAACAAGGGGAAAGCGCGCGCCAAGGUUUCGGCAGCAGCAGAGUCGCUGCGCACCGUUUUCUCUCUUGCGCUGAUGAACAACGACUUUCGAGUGCUCGUGGCAGAUAUUGGUACCAUUUCUACCCAAAUACUGCGAGACGGCGCUUUUGCCAUUGGCGAAGCGUCCCAAGAGGCUGGCAAACAGCUCGAGUCUGGCGCUGCAGAUGGAUCGAGCGAUUUGGCCGCAUUAAAAGCCACCGAUAAAAGGGCUGAAGAGAAAUUCUCAAAGGAGGAUUUGGAGAAGAAAGCCGACCAGGUCAAAAAUGAGAUCAAGGGGGAAGCUGCACAGGUCUCGGAGGAGGUGUACACCAGCUUGCAAGACCACAUGGGUGAGGAGACGCAAAAAAUAAUAAUCAACCGCCUCAAAGCAGCAGUCGGUGGACUUCGCCAGAAGAAGGAUUACUCAGAAGCCGUGUCGCAUCUCGCAGAACUUUUGCAGCGCUGCGCCGCCAUUUAUCUUUCAGCCGCCGGCGAAGCGGCUGAGGAGGUGGAAGCGAAUAUUGAGCUGAACCGGCAGGCGAAGGCGGCGGCCACCAACUUCUGGAGCUUCAUAUCUUCGUUUGGUGACAAGAGCCUCUGGGACGACGUCGCUGUCUCGUUUCGCGAUUUUCUCGACAAGAAUCACGAGAACAAGGCAAAUGCCGAGCAGCUCGCGCAGGAGCUCAUCACAAUGGUACAAAAGAUGCUGUCGGAUCCAGAAUUCUUGGAAAACUUUGGAGACAAGAAACAUGAAUUCAAGGAAAAGACGAAAGAAUUGACCAAGGACUCCUCCCUAGGUGAUGAUAUUUCCCAUCUAAUCAGUACCACGCAGUCGGCGGUGCACACAGCGAUCCACGACCCAGCCGUUCAGAAACUGAUCUCCUCGUCAUUCCGCCUUGCUGAGAUUCUUUUCCCGACAAACCAAAACAGCAACUCGGAAUUGCUGACAGACUUUGGAAACACAUUCUUGCCGCUACUAGUGCAGGCGGUGCAGCAUCUACCCAUUCCGCGCCUGGAGGUGGCAACCCCCAAAGUCGACCUACUUUUGGAGAACCUCAUUCUGCAGCCCGGAAAAACGGUCAACAACAGCUCAUUCCUGCCUUAUAAUAUCCAUUUCAUGACGCGAAACGAUUUAGAUGUCACCAAGCUUCGAUUUGGCACCACAUCGUCCAUGACGAACCUGCUCUCCAUCAAACUUGCCGGCGUCUCCGUCGCGGCGGACGACUUGGGCUACUGGAUGCGCGUACACUCUGGCAUCCUGCGCUUCAUGGACGAGGGUCUUGCAGGAUUCCACCUUGACGAGCGCGGCAUCGACGUGGACGUGGAGCUCGAAAUCGGCCGGGACCGCCUCGAGGAGCUGGUGGUGCUCCGCGACGCCAAGGUCAAGAUUCACCACCUCGACUACAAGCUGCGCAAGUCCAAAUUUACCUGCCUGGCAUGGCUUUUUAAGCUCAUUUUGCGUCCCAUUAUCCGCAAGGCGCUCGAAUCAACCAUGAAGUCGGCCAUUGCCGACGGCGUCAAGUCUCUCAACAGAGAGCUCGUGUUUGCGCGGGAACGGCUUCGCGCUGCGCGCGUCUGCAGCCCAGACAGCAUGUGGACGUUUUUCAAGGCCAUUGCGGCGCGGUUCACCCUGGAGGAUGACCCCAACGUUUCCGUGCGAGUGGGCGUGAAACCCGGGCAGGAUGUCUUUAGAGGCCGCUACGCACCAGGUAGCCUGGUAAAGCUAUGGGAGGAGGAGGCUGAGGAUGCUCAGCAGAACAUUCACGAGUACAGAAAGGAUGGGUGGAGAAACGACAUAUUUAGUGUACAGACUGUUCCGGUGUAG
This is a messenger RNA of Cordyceps militaris CM01, 2232 nucleotides long. RefSeq names its product Bactericidal permeability-increasing protein, alpha/beta domain. The transcript has a single exon. The record is from RefSeq and is a predicted model, not a curated record. Lineage: Eukaryota; Fungi; Ascomycota; Sordariomycetes; Hypocreales; Cordycipitaceae. Gene Ontology annotation, molecular function: lipid binding. Bases 1 to 2232 code for a protein of 743 amino acids.